GGUAGCAGAAUUGAAACGAGGAAGAAGAAAAGAAGAAAAACAGUAGAAGAUUAGAAACAAAAAAGUGACAUAUUAUCGAGGAAUUUAUCAUUUUUAUAUUGGUAAAUGACUGGCCCAUCUGGAGCCGGUCCAGCUGCACCAGCAUCUGCACCACAUGCUGAAGCUGCGCCAGCUCCUUCAUCACCUCUCCAUCACGACCAAUAUCUCUCCCGGCCCGUCUCUUCCUCUUCUCGCCUAUCUCUUACUCUCUCCCAGACGACCUCCGCUUUUUCGGAGCCAGGAUUGUCUAGCCACCAGCAACAAAAUGCCGACCCGUCAAUCCAUCUUUUGACAUGUACUGACGUCCCGACCGAUCUGGCACACCUCGCGCCUCUCCCAGUUGACAACAAUAAUAAUACCAAUACCACCAACACCACCAACAACAACAUCAACAACAAUAAUAAUAAUACCAACAUCAAUACCAACAAUCCUAAUUUAUCUAGUGCCAUCAAAGCUAAACAUCAUCAACCGCGUAAGCCUUCCCCUGGCUUAGCAGCCCGUCUCAAGGCCCUAGGCUUCGGUGGCUCGAGACAUUCAUCGCCCUCGCCUCAACCAUUGGGUCGCGAUAACAUUGGCCGCCUGCCUGAAGAUCAGUUACGACUACUCGAUCAAAUCCAUCAGGCCAACAGUGAACUAGUCAUCGAACGACGCGGUCGUCCUUGGAAGGGUGCUGGUGCUCCCCUCAAAUUAUUGAGAUCCCGGUCUAGUCGCGAAUCGUUUCGAGGUAAGAGCACCAGCGAGGAAGACACAACCAUCGUACCUACUCAGGCCGAACCCUCGCCCAAGCCUGAGCUAUUGCCCGAGAUAACGGAGGCUCCUCCGUUGGAAAUGGACGCCAACAAAUACCGAUUGCCCGACCACACAAACGGAAAUGGCACCAAGGCGCAGCCAGAUACUCGUAAGCAACACCUUGAGCGGGAUAGCCGCGUACCAGAAUUAGAAGUCGAGGAUACAGACACUCCACCCCCAUUACCCCCCAAGGACACACCGCCUGGAAGUGUAAAUCCUAACGACUAUGCCUCCGAUCUGCCCUCCUACUUCAGCUCGCUCGGUCUUCAACGCCCCGGUUCUAUCUAUACGAUAUCCCGCCUGUCAUUUGCCAAUCAGCUCGCUCAGUUGACCGCGCUGCAGCUACCUGAUGCUGAACUGCUGUCGAGCAAAGUUGCUGCCAUCCCUACAGCCCAGGCAGCAACGAAAGCCUUACUAGGCGCUGCAGAACAGAUACGGAGCUGGAUAUCGAAGGCUUCCGAGGUCAUCAGUGGCUUAGACAGUGACGAUGAUGUUGAAUGGGCAGCAGCCGGUGGCAGAGAAGGGUAUGAGGAGGUGGAAAAUGCCAUUACAAGAUUUGAAGGGCUCAUUAACGUCUAUGUGGGCGCCAUUGAAGAACUACAAAACCGACCGGAUAUUGGUAGCGUGUCUAGCGAUGACCUAACUAGGGCAGUGACACAAAUGGAGGCCAUCAUGCAUGAAUGGGCUAAGAUUCGUACCACUCUGAACAACGUCAAGGGCCAGGUUGAAACAGCCAUGGAGUGGGAAGAGCUAUGGAACAUGGUUCUAGGCGAUAUCCAGAAUGAAAUGGACGAACUAAGCCGAUUGAUCUUCGAGAUGGAGGAAAGGCGUCAUAAAUCCAUAAUGGCAGUUUCGAACGGGGACGGAGUGGACAUUGGCGACCUUGAGACUAUUGUAGAAGAGACGCCACCCGCCGUUGCACGCAAUAACCGAUAUAGUGUACCCUCAUUCCCAAUGAGCCCAAGCUCUCCGGAGGAGGCUCCUACUCUUACCCAGGACGAUUCAAGCUUACUCGCAUUGUUUGCAAGGAUGCAACCGCUGAGAGCAUCGUUAGACUUUUUGCCUAUGAGAUUAUCGGUUUUCGAAGCAAGAGCCUCUGGCGCCUUUCCGACCGCCUGCGAGGAGCUGGAGAUGAGGAGAGCUGGCUUAGAAGCCAACUACAAGAAGCUCGAGAAGGAUGCCGAGUCCCUUAGAAAGGAGCUUGGAGAGGAUAAAUGGGUUCUCGUGUUCCGUGGCGCCGGUAGGCAGGCUCAAAAGAUGAUCGAGUCUGUAGACCGAAGCAUGGCAAAGCUACGUGAAGCUGUAGACCAAGGAUUGCACCUAUCGAGUCCUGCAGCGAUGAGUAAAAAGAUCGAGAGCUAUGAGGCCAAGAGGAUACAUUAUGGACCAGCAAUCGAACGUGUGCUUUCCAUCAUCGACAAGGGCGUUAGUGAACGGCUAACUGUGAACGGAGAGAUUCUAAGAUUGCACACCGAAUUGCAAUCGACGUGGGAAGAAGCAAAAGAAUCAAUGAAGAGGACGAGUGUCAUCCUCGAGGAAAUACAGGCUGACAAGCAGAACCAACAGCUCCGAGACUCCAUUUCGAGCAUGCUCUCGAAUGAUAGGUCGACUGUUGCAAGUGGCAACGAGACCCCCGGAACCUCACCCCCUUCGUCAGUUGUGAUGUCUAGUUUAGGCCUGGAUCCUUUUACUCCAUCAACGCGGAACAAGAGGCGCACUACCACUGGUGGAAGCAACUUACCUCAGCCCGCGUCUGCUCGUAGGAGCACUUCAAACCUGAUCCCCCCUACGCGGCGAGCCGCUGGAUCUCGACUUUCUAUGAUUCAACCAGGUGCUUCUAGCUUAACAACGCCUCCUCGAAGUGGAUCUGCUACACCUCAACCCAACACUACUCGCCUCCCCAAAUCCUCUACCAAAACCGACAGCCGACCACGAUGGAGCCAUUUCUCGAAUACCAAGGACUCUGACGUAGGACAUAAUUUCAAACCACUCACUCUUACCACCCCAAGCCCAUACGCUAAAGCAAGCCCUUCUUCCAAACAGUAUUCUAGUACCGAGGCCUCGAGAUUACCUCUUCGCAGUUCCAUGACGGCCCCAUCCUCAUCUUCGCCGAAAUCCGAGGACACGCCUCCGAGGAAAACUAAUUCACGACUCUCCUUCCGAGAGCGGAUUAAUGCUGCUGCUUCAGGACAAUCCAGCCAAUCUUCUGCAAAACCUCGAUUUUCGGCACAGCUAUCCUCCACCUUUGACAACCGGAGAGCCUCCCUACAGGUGCCGAGGCCCGGGAGUGGUGCUUCUGGCCAGGCCAGGCCGCGGCCAGCUAGUUCAUUAGCCACGACCAGCCGACGUACUAGUUUGCUACCUCAACCAAGAUCAAAAAUGGAUGAUGAUUCCGGUCGCGAUAGUCCACAGGUCACCGCAGCGGCUAUUGCUAUGCGUAGAGGUGCCAGUGCGAUGGAUAACAAGUCCAAAGAUUCCAAACCUCGUUGGCACUUUUAAGUAGCAAAUCCUCAUCCUCUUCUAAGCCCAACUUGCAGCUCGCCAUGGGCGUCACAGCGGAGAAGACAUAGCUGUUUCCUCUUAACUUUUCCGUUUUUUGAGACUCGCAAGAUGAGCUUCCUCUCCUUGUUUUUCAGUUCUGCUA
Hypoxylon fragiforme is the source of this 3472-nucleotide messenger RNA. Its product is annotated as KAR9-domain-containing protein. The record is from RefSeq and is a predicted model, not a curated record. The transcript has a single exon. Gene Ontology annotation, cellular component: mating projection tip; spindle pole body; cell cortex. The coding region runs from base 106 to 3327 and encodes 1073 amino acids. Gene Ontology annotation, biological process: mitotic spindle orientation checkpoint signaling; establishment of spindle localization; nuclear migration along microtubule. Lineage: Eukaryota; Fungi; Ascomycota; Sordariomycetes; Xylariales; Hypoxylaceae.